Protopolystoma xenopodis is the source of this 237-nucleotide messenger RNA. The record is from the annotation of a GenBank genome assembly. NCBI's taxonomy places the organism in Eukaryota, Metazoa, Platyhelminthes, Monogenea, Polystomatidea, Polystomatidae.
AUGGUGUCCUGCUCUGACGAUGUCAGGCGCAUGACGGACGAAAGCUCAGCAAGGAUUAAUCGGGGUCGCAUGGCGAUGCGCCGAGGGCCUAUUCGUACAAAUCCACAAUCACAGCUCCAAGGCAAUCCUCCUACAGCCUCGGGUGGAAACAACUUACGAAUACUUUCCACUUGCUUCUUCAAGCGCAAUGAAAGGUACUCAAACAUUGAUAAAUUAGAGUAUUUUCAGCUGAAAUGA